Molecule: messenger RNA, 2250 nt
Organism: Jatropha curcas
Lineage: Eukaryota; Viridiplantae; Streptophyta; Magnoliopsida; Malpighiales; Euphorbiaceae
Source: RefSeq, a predicted model, not a curated record
UUUUCAAUUUAUGUAAUGCAGAUUUUUUUUUCAAAAGAGUAUCCUUUUAGAAGAUGUCAAAAGGAUGUUUUUCAUUGACAUUUUUAAAAAUGACAAGUUGAAAAUGCGUCUUCAGUCUGGCGAUUAUGCUGGGGAAAUGUAAAUAUAAUCUAAAAAGCAUUAGCCUAAUUGGUAGGCCUAAGAAAAUCUUAGUGGGUGUCACGUUGUGAUCAAUGCCUGUGAAAAUAGCAAAUUAACAUUAGAAAUGUGUUUGAUUACAUUACCUUACAUCGCACUGUGGCUCACCAAAUGGAGCCUCAUUUGCUUUUUCUAUUUCAAUUAUUUCAGUUAAGAAAUGAAGGCGUAGGAUAUUUUCAUUGUUCAUGCCUUUAUCUCACCCAAUGUGCAAAUGCAGCAGAAACUAGUACUGUGCAAGAUCCAUCAAUUGAGUCAUUAAUGGAGAGUGUUCCAUUUUUGGGAAGAAACCAUGAUAAAACUAAACCUAAACCAAAUGAAAGACUACAAGAUGAAAGAAGUCAUGCUCCACCGACAAAUAUUGCUCCAUUGCCUGGAGAUAAUGUGGUUCACCCAAAACUAGACUGUGCAGAGAAAGAAGAAGCUCAAAUAGGUGGAGAAGUAAGUCCAAUUGAUGCAUUUAGAGAUGCAAAUGCAGUGGAAAUUAUUACUCUGCAAGAUCCAUCAACUGACUCAUCAGUGGAGAGUGUUCCAUUGUUGGGAGCAAACCAUGAUAAACCUAAACUUGAACCAAAUGAAAUAGUACAAGAUGAAAGAAGUCAUGCUCCACUUUCAAACAUUGCUCCAGUACCUGGAAAAAAUGUGGUUUACCCAAAACCAGACUCCGCAGAGAAAGAAGAAGUUGAAAUAUGUGGAGAAGGAAGUUCGAUUGAUGCAAUUGGAGAUGCAAAUACAGAAACUAGUACUGUGCAAGAUCCAUCAGCCGAUCCAUUAAUGGAGAACAUUCCGUUGCUGGGAACAAACCGUGAUAAAACUAAACCUAAACCAAAUGAAAUGCUACAAGAUGAAAGAGCUCAUUCUCCACUGACAAAUAUUGCUCCAUUACCUGGAGAUAGUGUGGCUUACGCAAAACCAGACUCUACAGAGAAAGAAGUUGAAAUAGGUGGAGAAGUAAGUUCACCUGAUGCAAUUACAAAUGAAAAUACAGACUCUGCAGAGAAAGAAGUUGAGAUAGGUGGACAAGUAAGUUCAACUGAUGCAAUUACAAAUGAAAAUACAGACUCUACAGAGAAAGAAGUUGAAAUAGGUGAAGCAAAUUCAACUGAUGCAAUUACAGAUGAAAGUACAGAUGACAAAUAUUUGGAAAAUAUUGAACCUGAUGAAAGACUUACAAUUCAAGCUGACAAUAAAGAAAAUGUCAAAACUGAAAAAAGUGACACAGCUGCAAUUGAAACUGGACUUCCUCCGAGCUCAUCAAACGUGAUAGUGAAUGUUGAUGAAGAUACACAAACUUCAUUACCUUCAGAAUCAAGAGAUGACAGAAAAAUAGAAAUCCUAAAAAGCAUUGUAUAUGGUGGUUUAAUAGAAUCAAUUACAAGCUUAAGUGUUGUGACAUCUGCUAUAAGUGCUGAUGCUGCUACAUUGAACAUUGUAGCUUUGGCAUUGGCAAACCUUGUUGGUGGACUCGUCAUGAUUGCACACCAUCUUAGGGAACUUAGAAAUGAACAAUCUGGAGGGACCUCUGAUCAGACAAAUGAAGGAGUGGAUCGUUAUGUUGAAUCACUUGGACGGAGACAGAAUUUCAUUGUUCAUGCCACAGUUGCCGUAUUAUCAUUCAUUAUUUUUGGAUUAGUACCUCCUGUAGUUUAUGGAUUCUCAUUCUUGAAGAGUGACAAUAAGGAUUAUAAGUUAGCAGCAGUUGCAGCAGCUUCUCUUUUGUGCAUUACUAUGCUUGCCAUCGCUAAGUCUUAUGUCAGGAAGCCACCCAAGAAUUACAUCAAGACUGUCAUGUAUUACGCUGCUGCAGGAUUUUUGGCUUCAGGAGUUUCAUACAUAGCAGGUGAAAUCAUCAGAAAGCUAAUAGAAAAGUUUGGUUGGUUCAAUUCACGAGUAGCCAUUACCAGCAUUGCUGAUGCGAGUUCUGGUCAACCUGAAUGGGUGUCCUAUUGACUUCAUUUUAAAACUGAAAUACGGUGUCAAGAUUAAUGGCAGUAUAUAUAUACUCUGCUUUUCAGCUGUUUUGAAUAUUUUUGUAGUUUUUGAUGGUAUGUCAUAUUUGAUUAAGUUAUUCAAGCA